AUGUUGGAAGGCUUGGUCGCUAACCUGCUCAACCGGUUUCUGGGUAUAUACGUCAAAAACUUCGACGCCACGCAGCUUAAUAUUGGUAUUUGGUCCGGAGAUGUGAAACUUCGCAACCUCGAGCUACGGCGGGAGGCACUCGAUCAAUUGCGCCUUCCUCUCAAUGUUGUCGAAGGCCAUGUUGGUGAACUUACACUGUCGAUACCCUGGUCGAACCUGCGAGGAAAGCCUGUUAAAGUCGAUAUCGAAGAUGUAUUCUUGCUUGCUGCACCGAAAGAGGAUGUGGAUUACGAUCCAGAGGAAGAGGAAAGGCGCGCCAAUGCAAUCAAGAUGGACAAGAUUGAUAGCGCAGAGAUUCUCAGAGAGCGCAACUCGGAAGGGAUGAGCCAGGAGGAGCAACGUCGCAACCAGAGUUUUACACAGAGUCUCGUCACCGCCGUGAUUGAUAACCUCCAAAUAUCCAUCAAAAAUGUGCACAUCCGUUAUGAGGACUCGCUGGCUUCCCCAGGACACCCUUUCGCUGUUGGGUUUACCCUGAAGGAGUUGAGUGCUGUCAGUACUGACUCCGAUUGGAAACCCACAUUUAUACAGUCAACCUCCGGCACGACGCACAAGUUGGCCAUUUUAGGGGCGCUUUCCGUAUACUGGAACACGGAUGCGGAACUCCUGGGAACAGGUCGGGGUUCCGACGUGGGCGCAGAAGCGCAGGGUAUUCCUCAUGCGGAGCUACUGGAAAGGCUGAGAUCCGGCAUCGAGAAUGAAGAUGGUAAUCAGUUUAUUCUACGCCCCGUCAGUGGACGUGCGGGCUUGGAGAUGGAUAAGACCGGAAAGCAUGAACGACCAGCGGUAAAUGCACGACUCCUCUUUGAUGAGAUUGGGUUCGUUUUGGAUGACGAGCAGUAUCGAGAUGGUUUGAUGCUUGUUGACCUCUUCCAUUGUUUCAUCCGCCAACAAGAGUAUAAGAAACUUCAACCGAAAUCCCGACCGAAGGAAGACCCUAGGGCCUGGUUCAGGUAUGCUGGGGAAGCAGUACUAAGCAAGAUCCACGACCGAAACAGGCGAUGGACUUGGGACUACGUGAAAGAGCGUAGAGACGACCGGAUUGCAUAUAUUGAUCUUUUCAAAAAGAAGAAACGCGAAGAAACACUGCCACCGGAGGACAUGGAAGAGUUCAACCGACUGGAAAGAAAGCUAAGUUACGAAGAUAUCCGAUUCUGGCGUUCACUUGCGAGAAACCAACUACGAAAAGAGAAUGUAGGCGUGAAGCCUGCUCGACAGCAAACUUGGUCAGAGUGGAUAUGGGGCGCUAAGAAAGAGGAUGACGCGGAGGUAGCCAUGACUGAAGAACAACGGCAAGAGUUAUAUAGCGCCAUCGACUGGGAUGAAAAGAAAACAAUCACAGAAAGCGUCGACGUACCCAGAGAAUGGGUUAAGCUUCAAGUUAACGCUGGGCUUAAAGCUGGAAGUUUGGCUUUAGUACGCAGUCCUCAUGGAGCUGGAAAUGAAGUCAUGAAGUUUGUGUUUGACAACUUCCGUGCCAAAGCAAUGCAGCGUCCAGAUUCUUUUUUUGUGGACCUUGACCUUGGAGGUUUGAGAGUUUACGAUGGGACAACUGAGGGUAGCUUAUACCCGCAGAUUGUCAAAGUCAAGGACUCACUGCCAGAACCAAAGAACCGCCUGUCACGGAUAUCUAGCAGCGGGGAAUUCGACAAGGAGGAGGGAGCUGAAGAUAUAGAAGAUGAGGAUAGCUUGUUCCAUCUACAACUUGAAAAGAAUCCUCUCGAGAGCGAUGCCGACUCGGUUGUUAAGGUUAAGCUGAAGAGUAUCGAGGUCAUAUACAACCCUAAAUUUAUCGUGGAAAUCGCGAGGUUCUUCAAGCCACCUGACCGACACAUGGAAUCCAUAGGUGCUAUCCUUGACUCUGCCGGUGCCACAGUGGCAGGGAUCCGGCAGCAAACCCGAGCAGGCUUGGAGUUUGCUUUGCAGGAGCACAAGAAGGUUGAUGCGCAGUUCGAUAUUCAUGCGCCUUUAAUUAUUGUACCGGAAAGCAUCACUCACGAAAGCUCGCUGUGCUUGAUUCUCGACGCUGGUCACGCUAGCGUCAAUAGUGAGCUGGUCGACAGGCAGACUAUGAGAGACAUUCAGGCAAAGCAAAAGCGACAAUAUGACACUGGCGAUUAUAAAGAGCUGGAGCAUCUGCUUUAUGAUAGGUUCCUGAUAAAGCUAGACUCUACCCAGGUCGUCAUAGGUCCUGGAAUCGAAGCCACGAAGUCUCAGCUUGGUCCCAAUGUUGAGUCGAAGAAUUUACAUAUAAUCGACCGCAUCAAUGUCGAUUUUGUCUUGGAAAUGUGCAUUGUUCCAAAACUCACAGAGCUUACUCGAACGCGCAUAUCAGGUCAUCUUCCUGAGCUCCACGCGUCAAUGUCGGACACGAAAUACAAAGGUUUAAUGAAGCUUAUUGAUAUCGCCAUUCCACGAUUCGACGAUGAAGCGCAGCAGACAAAACCCACCAAUGAUACACAAGAAACGGUGAUGGGGAGCAAUCGUGCUCGGUCAUCUUCCUUCAAUCCUAUAGGCUUGAGAGAGCUUCCCGUUGUUGACGACGAAUCGGACGCCGAAGACAACGGUGAAAUGAGUAAAAGUGUGGACAAGAUGCCUGACAUUCAUCGCCGAGAUUUCGAGUUCAAAUUUACCGUCGGCCGCCUCCGUGGUUCCUUGUUCCGCUCCGAUUCAACCGAUCCGCUACGCGAACAGCUGUUGGCUGAACUGGUUGCUGAAGGAUUUGCGCUAGACUUCUACAUGCGGCCCUUUGACAUGGUGGCUGAAGUGAUUCUGAAGUCUCUCAGUGUGGACGACUAUAUAGAGGAAAACCCGGUCCCAGAAUUUAAGAAGAUUAUCUCAUCGACGGGCUUCGAUGCAGAUGACAACAAGGACCUUUUCUAUCUCAAGUUUGUCAAAGUGAAGCCCGAAUCUCCCGAAUUUCACUCGACGUAUGAAGGCGUGGCGAUGAAUCUCGAUAUCUCUGUCUCCACCAUCAACCUUGUCGUUACUAGAAAAACGCUCCUUACGCUACUUGACUUUAUCCUUCUAACAUUUACGAAUCCGCAACAACCCGACAGUCAAGACACCCAGACACAACAAGCCAUUGAGGAUACCAUUGCUGCCGGACAGGAACCACAGCAAGCAGGAAAGAUCCGCAUCAAGGCGGACAUGAAGAGUAUAGCAUUGAUCCUAAACAAUGACGGGGUUAGACUUGCCACACUUAGUCUUAAUACAGCCGAUGUGGGGAUUUUCCUUGUUGGCAGGUCCAUGCUCAUACAGUCUCGUAUUGGGAGCUUGACCUUGAUAGAUGAUGUCAAUACUGGUGCGCGAGAAAGCUCAGAUCUACGAAGGCUCCUUACGAUCGAGGGCGACAAUUUUGCCGACUUCAAAUAUGAGACGUUCGAUCCCGAGGGCCCGAAUUAUCCAGGAUAUGACUCGGAGGUCUUCCUAAGAUCGGGCUCGAUUAAGAUCAAUUUCCUCGAAGAACCAUAUCGGAAGAUCAUCAACUUCUUGGUCAAAUUUGGCAAGAUGCAGGCUAUUUUCAACGCUGCCCGACGAGCCGCAGCCAACCAAGCUAAUCAGCUUCAGGAGAAUGCAUCUAGGAUGCGCUUCGAUAUUGUGGUUAUGACGCCGAUUCUGGUGUUCCCAGGGGCUAUGGGUGAGGACCGUCCUUAUGAUACCGUGACGGCUCAUCUUGGUGAGAUAUACGCCAAAAACACUUUCGUCCCUCUUGAAGAGGAUGCAGGCAGUCCCGCGGUGAAUGUGAUAUCCUCUGGAAUUCGCAAUAUUCGCCUGACUUCCAAGUUCCAUUAUGCGGGUGACGCAGUGGAAGAGCUUGAGAUGAUCCAAAAGGUCAACCUUGACUUUAGCAUAUGCUAUCUUGAGCAUCAACCGGACAACCCGCGCCCUGACAUGGAAAUUGAAGGAACAAUGUCCCCUAUUAACCUUAGGGUCUCACAGAAGCAACUUAAAUUCCUUCUUGAUAUCUCCAAGACAGCACCGAAUGCCUUUGUGACCGAUUCUGAGCAGCAGGAGUUAGAGGCAAUGGAAGCACUUCCAUCUCUCACCGAGACUGGAAGAGAAGCACAAUCUAAUGCCAUCCAAAGCACAGGCCAGCAAGACGUAACACCUGCGGAUUCCGACGGUAAACAGGAUACGUGGGUGCGACUAGACAUGAUCUUCAAGGCUGAUAGCGUUGGUCUCGAGCUUAUUCUUGGAAAAGAUGACGCGCCUAUUGGCAGCCUCGAUGAUUCUAGUCUGUCCAAGUUCUCGCUCAAUGACACGCGAGUCAAAUUAAGGAUGCUAACAGACGGCUCAUUGGAGUCGGAGCUUUUGAUCCAUUCGUUUUCUAUCCGUGAUAGUCGGAAACAGGAAACGAACAAGUUCAGAAAGAUCAUGUCGCUGAUCAACAAUGACGUGAAGCAGCAAUUUAUGGCCAGCGUCUCUAUAUCACCAGGCCCUGACAAGCACCUCAUCGCCAUGUUGACUAUCGACAGUCCGCGAAUUAUAUUGGCGCUAGACUACCUGUCUGCCCUUCAAUAUUUUGCGAACUCAGUCUUCGCAGCAAAAGAGCCAGAGGAGGAAGAAGUCGAAGAAUCCCCUGAAGAAGACGAGCCCAGAUCUAGCAUGGCAGAGAGUACGAACGGAUCCUUACUUUCUCCGUCGCCAGAAGAAGAGUCGACACCAGCUGCAACAGGUCAGAUGACUGUAUCAUUCAGAGUGAGCCUAGUCGACGCUCAAAUUAUUACUAUCGCCAAUCCAGCUAUCCCACAUACUGAGGCGAUAGUCCUUGGCGCGAAGGAGGUCCUUUUCUCGCAACAGAAUGUUUCAACCUUGCAUGUAGAUAAAGUGGGCAUGUUCCUUUGCCGCAUGGACAAGUUUGAGACGAGCAGACUUCGGAUUCUGGACGAUUUCACCCUUGAAUUGUCGAUGGACAGCCGCCCACAGGACAGAGGCGCGUCGUUAACUUCUAUUGAUAUCCACGUUGAACCUCUUGUCCUACGCCUUUCGCUUCGCGAUAUCUUGAUGGCGAUACAGAUUGUCAACAAGGCCUCUGAAAUGCGGUCUGAAAGAGAUCUUCCUGCCGAAACAGGUGAAGUUAAGGCAAUAUCAGACAAUAGAGGCGCAUCAAGCUCGAAGUCGAGAAGGAAGUCAUCGGUCGGUAAACAAACGUCGACAGCACCUGCAAAGAAAUCUCACCGACAGCCCAGCGGUGCCGUGGAUACUAUUGACCGCAAACCCGUACACCAGCGCUCCGUGAUCCUAAAACGAGAGGAGCUUAAGGCUCAGAUCGACGGUGUAAGGGUUAUCCUCAUCGGUGAUCUUCACGAUCUACCUCUGCUGGAUUGGAGUGUCAAGAAGUUCAACGUCGAUGCUCGCGACUGGUCGUCUACUCUCACAGCGGAUACUAGUUUCGACACAUUCCUCAACGUGUACAACUUCUCCAAGUCGGCCUGGGAACCCCUAAUAGAGCCCUGGCAACUGGGCUUCCAUAUGGCGAAGGAAGUCCAUCCAGAGGUCUUCUCUGUUGACGUCUACUCCCACAAGACGAUGGAGCUUACAGUUACAUCUGCUACAAUAGACCUGGCCUCCAAGUCGUUCAAGUUUUUCUCUACCGAUGAAGACGUACUCUCAAAACCAAGAGGAGCCGAUGCACCUUAUCGAAUCCGCAACCAUACUGGUUUUGACCUCCAUGUCUGGGCCGAUGUUGCUGAAGGAGAAGAAGGACCGGCUGCUAAGCUGGCUGACGGUGAAGAAUAUCCUUGGCGGUUCGAAGACUCGACGUCUAUGCGUGAGACACUCGCGCCCGAAGGUCAAGCCGGCCUUGUCGGUGUCAAACUGGAGGGUAGUGGUUUUGAUAGCGUAACUCGCAUUCCCGUUGUCCGCGAAGGGGAGAUGUUGUACAACCUGAAGCCUAAAAAGGACGCCGUACUUCACCGGCUCCUAGUCGAGGUAAAUUUGGGCCCAGACAACGUGAAAUACAUCACAAUCCGCUCGCCACUUCUUGUUGAGAACAACACACAAAUACCCGUCGAACUCGGUGUCUUCAACCCGCAGGAUGGCCAUCUCCUUAAGAUUGAGAAGAUUCUUCCUGGGGACGCCCGGCCCGCACCUGUGGGGGCCGCAUUUAUGCAUUCCAUAGUCAUACGACCUGAUCAAGGCUUCGGGUACGAUUGGUCCCAUGAUCAAUUGUAUUGGAAAGACCUUAUGCGUCGCCCAACUCGCACUAUCAAAUGCUUGAGUGAAAGUGGACAGCAAGCUCCCCCAUUUUACUUCCAGACCAACGCUACCUUCAAUGCAAGAGACCCGCUUACGAAGGUUUAUCCAUACAUGCGGAUUCGGAUUUUUGCGCCCGUAGAGAUUCAAAAUCUUCUACCCUACGACUUCAAAUACCGCAUAUAUGACAAGAACACCAGGAAGGACUGGACGAAUUUCUUACGCAAAGGUGGUGUUAGCCCGGUCCAUGUCGUUGAAUUGGCCCACCUACUGCUGCUCAGCGUCGACCUCGAGGACACGGUAUUCAAACAAAGUGACUUUUCUAUUAUCAAUGGAAACGCACAAGAUUUCAGGAGGGAACAUACCCUAUCUUUGAAGGAUGCCCGAGGCCUUCAGUUGAAACUGAAACUGCAUUUCUUCAAUGUACCUGACAGUGGAGGCGCAUUCAGGGUGUCGGUGUACAGUCCGUACCUCAUUCUGAAUAGGACAGGGCUUACAAUGGAGGUCCAGAGCAAGGCCUUCCUGCAAUCAGCCCGUUCGGCAGCGGGACAGGGUCUAAUGGCUGAAGCUGACUCGACACAAAGAGGACGCGCUCUUCCGUAUAUGUACUCAUAUCCGACAGAGGAUCAGAAAAACCGGUCGAUGUUAAGGAUAGGCGAAUCUUCUUGGAGCAAGCCGCAGAGUUUCGAGGCGAUUGGAAGCACCUUUGAAGUUAUCCUUCCUGAUAGAGAUGGCAGAUCGGAGUAUCACUCAGGAGUGUCGGUCUCUGAAGGUGAAGGCAAAUACAAGUUGACCAAGAUUGUCACAAUCGCGCCUCGUUUCGUGUUGAAAAAUAAACUCGAGGAGGACAUCCUGGUCAGGGAACCAGGCUCCUCGAAUGUCACGAAUAUCAAGGGGGGCAACCUGGUACCACUUCAUUUCCUACGCCAGGCUGGUGAGAAACAGCUUUGCCUCUGUUUCCCUGGUGUGAACAACCAAUGGUCUUCUCCGUUCAAUAUCGCAGAUAUUGGAACGGUACAUGUCAAACUGGCUAGACAAAACCAACGACAACGGCUGAUUAAGAUUGAUGUUAUCAUGGAAAAUGCCACCCUAUUUGUUCACCUCAGCCUAGAGCCCCGGAACUGGCCUUUCUCGAUGCGCAAUGAGAGUGAUGUGGAUUUCAUGUUUUAUCAGGCAAAUCCAAACCUAGAAGACGACGAGGAAGACCGCUCGAAUACCUGGCGACCGAUCCGCUACCGUCUACCCCCUCGCAGCAUCAUGCCUUAUGCUUGGGAUUAUCCUGCGACGAAGAACAAAUCUCUCGUGUUGGCGUGCAAGAGUAAAGAGAGACGAAUCAGGCUGGCCGAGAUCGGAAAUUUGAUUCCCAUGAGAAUUCCUCCAACCCAGCCCGGGGAGCAUCAAAGGGUCAUUGACAUCAACAUUGUCGCCGAUGGCCCUACACAGACUCUGGUUUUGUCGAACUUCAAGGCGUCGAAGAGUAUGUACCGACAGCAAAAAUCACAGACCUCGCAAUCAAGCCUCAGCACUGGGUUUGAAGUGAAGGAAUUCGACUCGGAUGUCAACUUCAAAGCACAGCUUCAUCUCGGAGGUAUUGGCGUCUCUUUGAUUAACCAGAAGAUGAAGGAGUUGCUCUAUAUGACAUUCCGCGAUAUUGAGGUUAAAUUCAAGGAGUCCAAGGCGUACCAGACCCUAAACACCACCAUAAAAUGGAUCCAGAUCGACAAUCAACUUUAUGGUGGAAUCUUCCCGAUGCUAUUGUAUCCCAGUGUUGUGCCAAAGACCGGCAAGGAAAUGGAGGCCCAUCCUAUUUUCCAUACUAUGAUAACCCGCGUUAAGGAUGACUCGUACGGUGUACUUUACAUAAAGUAUGCCACAUUGCUCCUCCAGCAGAUGACGCUUGAACUCGACGAGGACUUUAUCUUUGCUAUGCUCGAUUUCACGAAGGCGUCUGGGGCCGCUUGGUCCGAGAAGCAUGACGACAAGCUCUGCGAGGAAGAGCUGAACAUCCCGGAACCGCAGAAUGAAGCUGCUGCCCAAGAUGUAUACUUUGAAUUCUUGCAUCUGCAACCGAUGCAACUCGAUAUCUCGUUGAUGCGUACCGAACGUGUAAACGUGGAGGACACUCUGCAGCCGUCCAAUCCGUUGAUGUUUGUCGUCGAUGUUAUGACGAUGUCAAUGGGCAAUGUUAACGAUGCGCCUAUUAAAUUGAAUGCUCUAAUGAUCGAGAAUGCCCGUGUUUCUUUCCCUGUCCUUGCCAGCAACAUUCAGAGACACUACACCCAGGAAUUCAUUCGCCAGAUCCAUGUUGUCCUCGGAUCUGCGGACUUCCUGGGAAAUCCUGUGGGUUUGUUCAACAAUGUUAGCUCUGGCGUGGCCGCGAUCUUUUAUGAGCCCUACCAAGGUUUCGUUAUGACUGACCGACCCCAAGAUCUUGGCUACGGCAUUGCUAAAGGAUUUGGGAGUUUCGCAAAGAAUACCGUCUUCGGGUUUUCGGAUAGUAUAUCGAAGCUCACAGGUAGCAUGUCAAAGGGACUGGCAGCUGCAACUCUCGACAAGGAAUUCCAGGACCAGCGACGCAUGUCGAAGACCCGUAAUCGGCCGAAGCACGCUUUGUACGGCAUUACGGCUGGUGGCAGAGCGUUUGGAAACAGCAUUGUAAGUGGCAUCGAGGGUAUUGCCCGCCAUCCACUUCAAGGCGCCGAGACAGAAGGAAUCCAAGGAUUUUUCAAGGGAGUAGGAAAGGGUUUCCUCGGAUUGGCUACUAAGCCAGCUAUUGGCGCGUUUGAUCUUGCUUCAAAUCUUGCCGAGGGUGUACGAAACACAACAACCGUAUUUGAUCAAGAGGGUCUUGACCGUGUCCGCCUAACUCGCUUCGUUGGUAUGGAUGGUAUUGUUCGACCAUACUCUCAGCGGGAAGCCCUCGGCCAGCUUUGGCUCAAGACAGCCGACGACGGAAAGUACUUCACCGAGGACUACAUCGCCCAUCUUGAGCUUCCGGGACGCGACAUGCUUAUUAUGUUGACGUAUGAUCGGAUAAUGCUUGUGCGCAGCAAGAAGCUUGAGACCUCCUGGGACAUCCGGUUGACGGACAUACAAACAAUCUCUAAAGAGCGCACUGGUAUGAGCAUCAUGCUCAAGGGUGGCGCUAACGGACCAUUUAUCCCUGUGCAAGACGAAAGUGCAAGAAACUGGUUGUAUAGGCAGAUCGCGAUUGCUGUCAAUGCAUUCAACGAGAAAUACAACAACAGGGUAUGA
Messenger RNA from Aspergillus versicolor CBS 583.65, 9513 nucleotides. RefSeq names its product membrane morphogenesis protein VPS13. The transcript has 3 exons. Gene Ontology annotation, biological process: mitochondrion organization; protein targeting to vacuole; protein retention in Golgi apparatus. Gene Ontology annotation, cellular component: extrinsic component of membrane. The record is from RefSeq and is a predicted model, not a curated record. Lineage: Eukaryota; Fungi; Ascomycota; Eurotiomycetes; Eurotiales; Aspergillaceae. The coding region runs from base 1 to 9513 and encodes 3170 amino acids.